Acanthochromis polyacanthus (spiny chromis) is the source of this 1069-nucleotide messenger RNA. RefSeq names its product family with sequence similarity 241 member A (gene fam241a). NCBI's taxonomy places the organism in Eukaryota, Metazoa, Chordata, Actinopteri, Pomacentridae. The coding region runs from base 93 to 530 and encodes 145 amino acids. Gene Ontology annotation, cellular component: intracellular membrane-bounded organelle. The transcript has 2 exons. The record is from RefSeq and is a predicted model, not a curated record.
AUUAACCCAAAAGAAGAGAAAGAACAACAACAAGGAGGAGGACCUUUUUCACUCUACUCGUAUGCUUGAAGUGCCAGUGUGCUAGCAGCAAUAUGUCUGCUGUAACGCCACCUGUAAAUGAGCAGUACGGUGUUCAUCGGCGUGAAACUGAAGAGCUGCCAUCAGAGACCCAGAGAAGCUGGCAUCCUGCUCAGUCUGUUCGCGGUGCACGGCAGACACCUCCACACCAGCAGCGACACCGGGAUGUCAGCCAAACCCAGGCUGGACCUCCCAGACAUCCCAGAUGGCUUCAUGACGAUGACCCCACUACUAGAGAGCCACAGCUGGAUGACUGUGAGCGGAUGGGAACUCUGUUUGGGAUGCUCAACAAGGGUCUGCGGAAAAUGGGCUUCAGCCAGAUGUACUUUGGGGACAAGAUAGUUGAGCCAGUAGUGAUUGUUUUCUUUUGGUUGCUGCUCUGGUUCCUGGGAAUCCAGGCCUUGGGACUGGUGGGAACUCUGUGCAUCAUUAUCAUCUACAUCCAGAAGUAAAGCGCAGGUGAUCAGAGUGGAGCCUGCUGUUUGGUCAGUGCUUUUCCAUGUGGGACUGAUUUUAUGCUAAUUACUCUUUCAUUUGGAAUGUGCUGCAGAUCAGUGCUUUGGGGGAACAAUGAGGGAGAGGGCUGUACCUGUGUAGUGGUGGUGGAUGCUCCGUAUGUUUCUUGUUCAGUUUAGAGAAAACUGGGCUGAUUUUUUUUUUUUCUCUUCAUUUUUUAAAAUAAUUUUUGGAAGCACAGGUUAGUCUGAUGUAGAGGUUCUUCAGCCUCAGGAGCAGUGUCCUGCCUUUGCUGCUGUUGUCAUGAUCUGAUCAUGUUGACAGGCUGAUUUGAAAGGGUACAGUGACAAACAGUUUGUUUCCGGCUGAGUCAGAGGCUAUAGAGGGAAGGCCAGGAGACCCAGCACUCAGGAAACAGAACUGCACACACAGCUGUGUGUGGAGGGAUGUACUUACAAAAUUGUGAGAUAUUUAUUAACAGUCUGUUUGACUACCAUGACUCCACUAAUUAAUCAUAAAAACAACUGACUGUAAA